Molecule: messenger RNA, 3405 nt
Organism: Cajanus cajan (pigeon pea)
Lineage: Eukaryota; Viridiplantae; Streptophyta; Magnoliopsida; Fabales; Fabaceae
Product: glycine dehydrogenase (decarboxylating), mitochondrial
Biological process (GO): glycine decarboxylation via glycine cleavage system
Cellular component (GO): chloroplast envelope; glycine cleavage complex; mitochondrion
Molecular function (GO): pyridoxal phosphate binding; glycine dehydrogenase (decarboxylating) activity; glycine binding
Source: RefSeq, a predicted model, not a curated record
AUGGAACGUGCUCGCAGGCUCGCGAACCGCGCCAUUCUGAAGCGUCUGGUUUCAGAGGCGAAGCAGUACCAGAAGAAUGAGUCCUUUCUGCAGUCUUCCACCACCCCCAUGCUGUUGUACUCUUCCUCCAGGUGCAUGUCCUCUGUUUCUUCCCCUGUUCUGCGAAACAGGGGAGCCAAAACAGAGAGCCUCCUGGGGAGGAACAUGAGCAUCACCAACAUCUCACGUGGAGUUGUCGGUGGUGGUUUUCUCAGUGUUGGCUCAACCCGAUCCAUCUCGGUUGAAGCGCUUCAACCGAGCGACACGUUCCCCCGCCGCCACAACUCUGCCACCCCUGAGGAACAGAGCAAGAUGGCAGUGUCUUGUGGCUUUGAGAGCCUUGAUUCCCUGGUUGAUGCCACCGUGCCUAAAUCAAUUCGCUUGAGUGACAUGAAGUUCGGAAAAUUCGAUGCCGGGUUGACAGAGAACCAAAUGAUUGAGCACAUGAAGUAUUUGGCCUCAAAGAACAAGGUUUUCAAGUCCUACAUUGGGAUGGGGUACUACAACACUCAUGUUCCACCAGUGAUCUUGAGGAACAUAAUGGAGAACCCUGCAUGGUACACUCAGUACACUCCUUACCAGGCUGAGAUAUCUCAAGGGAGGCUUGAGUCACUGCUGAAUUACCAAACCAUGAUCACUGACCUCACUGGCUUGCCUAUGUCCAAUGCUUCAUUGCUUGAUGAGGGCACUGCUGCAGCUGAGGCAAUGUCCAUGUGCAACCACAUUCAAAAAGGGAAGAAGAAGACCUUCAUCAUUGCAAGCAACUGCCACCCUCAGACCAUUGACAUUUGCAAGACAAGGGCAGCUGGAUUUGAUCUCAAGGUUGUGUCACAAGAUCUUAAGGACAUUGAUUACAAGUCUGGGGAUGUUUGUGGGGUGCUUGUUCAGUACCCUGGGACCGAGGGUGAGGUGUUGGACUAUGGGGAGUUCAUCAAGAAGGCUCAUGCUCAUGAGGUGAAGGUUGUGAUGGCAAGUGAUUUGUUGGCACUCACUGUGUUGAAGCCUCCUGGUGAGCUGGGGGCAGAUAUUGUUGUUGGCUCAGCUCAGAGGUUUGGGGUGCCAAUGGGGUAUGGAGGCCCUCAUGCAGCUUUCUUGGCCACAUCACAAGAGUACAAGAGGAUGAUGCCUGGGAGAAUCAUUGGAGUCAGUGUUGACUCUUCUGGAAAGACUGCUUUGAGGAUGGCAAUGCAAACUAGGGAGCAGCAUAUCAGGAGGGACAAGGCUACCAGCAACAUUUGCACUGCUCAGGCACUGCUUGCAAACAUGGCUGCCAUGUAUGCUGUGUAUCAUGGACCUGAAGGCCUUAAGAACAUUGCACACCGUGUUCAUGGUCUUGCUGGGGCAUUUGCUCUUGGAUUAAAGAAACUUGGAACGGUGGAAGUUCAGGACCUUCCCUUCUUUGACACUGUGAAGAUCAAGACUUCCAAUGCGCAUGCAAUUGCUGAUGCUGCUAUCAAAAAUGAAAUUAACUUGCGAGUUGUAGAUGGAAACACUAUCACUGUUGCUUUUGAUGAAACAACCACACUAGAGGAUGUUGAUAAGCUUUUCAAAGUUUUUGCUGGUGGAAAGCCAGUCUCCUUCACAGCUGCAACUAUUGCAUCAGAAGUUCAGAGUGCAAUUCCUUCUGGACUAGCUAGGAAGAGCCCUUAUCUGACACACCCUAUCUUUAACACGUACCAAACUGAGCAUGAGUUGCUUAGAUACUUACAUAGGCUACAAUCAAAAGAUCUCUCACUAUGCCACAGUAUGAUCCCACUGGGAUCUUGUACAAUGAAGCUGAAUGCAACAACUGAAAUGAUGCCUGUGACAUGGCCCAGCUUCACUGAUAUUCAUCCUUUUGCACCAAUUGACCAGGCUGAAGGUUAUCAGGAAAUGUUCAACAAUUUGGGUGAACUGUUGUGUACCAUCACCGGGUUUGACUCCUUCUCUUUGCAACCAAAUGCUGGUGCUGCUGGAGAAUAUGCUGGACUGAUGGUUAUUCGUGCAUAUCAUUUGGCAAGGGGAGACCACCACCGCAAUGUUUGCAUUAUACCUGUCUCAGCACAUGGUACAAAUCCUGCUAGUGCUGCUAUGUGUGGAAUGAAAAUUGUAUCUGUUGGAACUGAUGCCAAGGGAAACAUUAACAUAGAAGAGUUGAGGAAGGCUGCUGAAACACACAAGGACAACUUAUCAGCACUUAUGGUAACAUAUCCUUCAACCCAUGGUGUUUAUGAAGAAGGUAUUGAUGAGAUUUGCAAGAUUAUUCAUGAUAAUGGAGGCCAAGUAUAUAUGGAUGGUGCCAACAUGAAUGCUCAGGUGGGACUCACAAGCCCAGGUUGGAUUGGAGCAGAUGUUUGCCAUCUCAAUCUCCACAAGACAUUUUGCAUUCCUCAUGGAGGAGGUGGCCCUGGAAUGGGUCCUAUUGGUGUAAAGAAACACUUGGCACCAUUUUUACCUUCACACCCUGUGAUAUCAACUGGUGGAAUUCCUGCCCCUGACCAAUCUCAACCACUUGGUACCAUCUCUGCUGCACCAUGGGGCUCAGCACUCAUAUUGCCAAUCUCUUACACUUACAUAGCCAUGAUGGGUUCUAAAGGACUCACCGAUGCAUCAAAGAUAGCCAUUUUGAAUGCAAACUACAUGGCUAAACGAUUGGAGAAUUAUUACCCGGUUCUUUUCCGCGGAGUCAAUGGAACAGUUGCUCAUGAGUUCAUCAUUGACUUAAGAGGCUUUAAGAAUACUGCUGGAAUUGAGCCUGAAGAUGUUGCAAAGCGCCUCAUGGACUAUGGUUUUCAUGCACCAACAAUGUCAUGGCCUGUUCCUGGCACACUCAUGAUUGAGCCUACUGAGAGUGAAAGCAAGGCUGAGUUAGACAGGUUCUGUGAUACUCUUAUUUCCAUUAGACAAGAAAUUGCUGAGAUUGAGAAAGGAAAUGCUGACAUCAACAACAACGUACUUAAGGGAGCCCCUCAUCCACCAUCACUGCUCAUGGCUGAUGCAUGGACAAAACCAUACUCCAGGGAAUAUGCAGCCUUCCCAGCUCCAUGGCUCCGUGUUUCAAAGUUCUGGCCUAGCACAGGACGUGUUGAUAAUGUGUACGGUGACCGCAACCUGAUCUGCACCCUUCACCCAGCAUCACAGGGUGUUGAAGAAGAAGCUGCAGCCACAGCCUAGAAUUCAGUUUCCAUUGACAACUAUUUUCAUUUCCCGUUGUACAUAAAAACUCUUCCUCUUCAUACAGUCCUUGCACCUGUUGAAUAUUGCUUCAUCAUAUCUGAUAAUGAUGAUAAUCAACUGCUCUUAAGUUUCAUCCAACAACAAGAAUGAAAGCCCCUCCCACGGGGAAAAAAAUAGUAAAGCUAAAGAAUAGUAUAAUUGCUACUGCUA